UACAGCUCUGUCAACUGGGCAUAGGAGAAGGUCAGGAGGAUGUCUUCAUCAUAUAAGCGCCUGACGAUCAAGCGGUUCCCUCGCGUUCAGGAGCGCGAGACCGCGGAGGCGCGAUAUUGGCGAAAUUUCACCAACCCCGAAGUCCAGACCCACAACGCGCCGGUGUCAUGCAUCCACUUCAGCGCCACGGCCCCGCACGACUUCGCGGUGACGUGCUCCACGCACGUCUCCCUGCACGCGGCGGUCACCGGGCGCCAGAUUCGGAGCGUCGGCCGCUUCGACCACGUGGCGUACAGCGCUCAGCUCCGCUCUGACGGGAAGCUCAUGGGGACAGGGGACCACACUGGGACCGUGAUCGACGUUAAGACCAAGGGUAUCCUCCGAGCAUUCCGCGAACACAAGGCGCCUACGCGAGUCGUGAGAUGGUCCUGCGACGGUCUUCAACUGGCCAGCGGCUCCGACGACAAAACACUCCGCCUCUGGGAUCUGCCAACGUCUACGGCCGUCCAGGUCAGGCAAGGUCAUGCGGACUACGUACGCGCGUUGGCGGCCUCCCCCUCGAGCCCAGACACCUGGAUCUCCGGAUCGUACGAUCACACCGUCAAGAUGUGGGACACCCGACAACCCAAGCGAAACGUGCUAGAGCUUUCCCACGGGGCUCCGGUGGAGGCGUGCCUGUUUUUGCCGGGAGGGGGUCUCUGCGUCAGCGCCGGCGGAAACGAAGUCAAGGCGAGUGUGUGGGAUUUACUCGGGGGAGGAGGGGGGCGGCUGCUGCACACGCUGGCGAACCACCAGAAGACGGUGACCUGCCUCGCGCUGGAUGGCACCGGAUCGCGGCUGCUGACGGGGGGACUGGAUAGGCACGUCAAGAUUUACAACCUCGAGAACUUCAAGGUGGUACACAUGCUCAAGUACCAGGCGCCUGUGCUGGCCCUGGCCCUUGCGCCGGACAACUCGUCGCUCGUCGCCGCUACCACGGACCGGGCGCUGACGAUAAGGCGAAGGGACCUCCGCCACGCGGCGGCACUCGCGGAGAGGGAGAUGGCCAAGUCGGGGAGAAUCGGGGGCCCCGUGGGAUCCGACGGGGGUCCCCGGUCUGUCCGCACCGGUACGGCGAGAUAUUUCAACCGAGGGAAGACGGAGGGGGCCGGGGAAGGGGACGUGAAGGUAGCGUCGAGGAAAAGCAGAGCUAUCGCCUCCUACGACGAGUCUCUCCGAAAGUUUCGUUUUCGCGAGGCCCUGGACAGGGGUCUGGCUACGGGAAGCCCCCUGGUGGUGGCGGCGCUGUUGGAGGCGUUGACGGAGAGAGGGGCGUUGGAGAAGGCGCUGUCGGGGAGGGAUGCGGCGGGUCUCGAGCCUGUCGUUGCAUACCUGGCAAGGCACCUCACGAACCCUCGACAUACGGAGCAGCUCAUCGCGGUCACGUCGAGCGUGCUGGACAUGUACGGGGACGUUGUGGCGUCUUCCCCUAAGGCCCUCAGCCUCUUCGCGAAGCUACGAGCUCAGGUGAAACGGGAGGUAGGCUUCCAGAAGGACAUGCUGUCGAUGCUGGGGGCGAUGGACGGAGUUGUGUGCGCGGCCGGCGACGGCCGGGGGGGAGAUAUUGGAGGCGUUCCCCCCUAAUCACGUCGGGUCGAUGAUGGUACUACCGCUGUUCAUUGGCAACGAUGGAGAGGUUGACAAGGCGUUACCGCCCAGAUCAUUGCGGGUAGAUGAUGGUGCUGCCGAUGUUGUUGACAGGCAACUUUUAGAGACGUUGACAAACGUGCGUGAGCACCGCGCGGCAUGGAUUUUGUUGACGUGCAAUGGUGUCAAGGUGAGGUGGGAACUGUAUUUCCCUUCGGUGGUUGGCGUUGCACCACGUGGAAUGGAGGCGUGUGUCUGUGUUUCACGCACGGUCCGUUUUCGAGCAACUCAUAUUCCCCGAUUUGGCGGCGCCUACCAGCUAGGCUGCGCGGAUUUCUUGCCAACAGGUAGGUUGUACCAGUCCUCAGAACGGUCCCCCAAUGGACACACAUCGUUCCUUUGGGUGAACCAAUACCUGUGGGACUUUCAUUGCCAAUUCUUAGCUGAGGGAGGAUCCCGUGUGUUCGCCUCCCCGUCGCGAGUGUCUGUCUACGCUUCAUUUACACUUUUUUUUCGGGGGUCGCAGUUCCGAAGCGUCAAUCGUGUGGCUCGUUGUUCACUUUCUUCUUGGUUCGCCGCCAUUUCAUAGACUGCUGCACAUGUACAUCAUGGGUGCGUGCGGUGGACGAUUUUCCGCUGAGGUACAAAAACGUGCUGAGGUGGCCGUGCUGCUAUGGUUCGCAGACGAUUUCACACUU
This is a messenger RNA of Ectocarpus sp. CCAP 1310/34, 2324 nucleotides long. The record is from the annotation of a GenBank genome assembly. Lineage: Eukaryota; Phaeophyceae; Ectocarpales; Ectocarpaceae.